This is a messenger RNA of Coturnix japonica (Japanese quail), 1319 nucleotides long. RefSeq names its product tripartite motif containing 54 (gene TRIM54). Gene Ontology annotation, molecular function: zinc ion binding. NCBI's taxonomy places the organism in Eukaryota, Metazoa, Chordata, Aves, Galliformes, Phasianidae. The record is from RefSeq and is a predicted model, not a curated record. Gene Ontology annotation, biological process: regulation of microtubule cytoskeleton organization. Gene Ontology annotation, cellular component: cytoplasm.
CGCUGCGGGGCCGGAGCGGGGCAGUGAGGGGCCGGAGCGGUACCGGAGAGGUACCGGGACCGCGGCGAUGAACUUCGCCGUGGGGCUGAAGCCGCUGCUGGCGGAAGCGCGAAGCAUGGAGAGCCUGGAGAAGCAGCUACUGUGCCCCAUCUGCCUGGAGAUGUUCAGCAAGCCUGUGGUCAUCCUGCCCUGCCAGCAUAACCUCUGCCGCAAGUGUGCCAACGACAUCUUCCAGGCCUCCAACCCGCUGUGGCAGUCCCGGGGUUCCGGCGCGGGGCCGUCCGGGGGCCGGUUCCGCUGCCCUACGUGUCGCCAUGAGGUCCUGCUGGACCGGCACGGUGUGUACGGGCUGCAGAGGAACCUGCUGGUGGAGAACAUCAUCGACAUCUACAAGCAGGAGUCGGCGCGCCCCCUGCACGCCAAGGCGGAGCAGCAGCUGAUGUGCAAGGAUCAUGAGGAUGAGAGGAUCAACAUCUACUGCGUCACCUGCGAGGUCCCCACCUGCUCCAUGUGCAAGGUCUUCGGUGCUCACAAGGACUGCGAAGUCGCCCCUCUGCAGAGCAUCUUCCAGGGCCAGAAGAGCGAGCUGAACAACUGCAUUUCCAUGCUAGUAGCGGGGAACGACCGCAUCCAGACCAUCAUUUCCCAGCUGGAAGAUUCCUGCCGCAGCACUGAGGAGAACGGCCGGCGGCAGAAGCAGCACGUGGGGCUGCGCUUCGACUCGCUCUGCAGCAUCCUGGAGGAGCGCAAGAAGGAGCUGCUGCAGAGCAUCGCCCGCGAGCAGGAGGGGAAGGUGCAGCGCGUGCGCGGCCUCAUCCGACAGUACGGGGACCACCUGGAGGCCUCCUCCAAGCUGGUGGAGACGGCCAUCCAGGCCAUGGAGGAACCUCAGAUGGCCGUGUACCUGCAGCACUCCAAGGAGCUCCUGAAGAAGAUCACAGACAUGUCCAAGGUGUCGAUGAGCAGCCGCCCUGAGCCCGGCUAUGAGAGCAUGGACCACUUCUCCAUCAAUGUGGACCAUGUGGCUGAGAUGCUGCGCACCAUCGACUUCCAGCCAGAAGCGCUGGGUGAGGAUGAUGGAGAUGGACCCACAGACAGCAGUGAAGGUGCAGGGGAUGAGGAGAGCCUGGAGGCACCUGAGGCUGCUGAAGAUGUGGGGCCAAGGCAGAAGCCAUUGAGCUCUCCCCAUGGUCAGCACUGAGCUGGACUCACGGCACAGCACUGACACCAGCAAACCCUACAGCCCUACGACUGCUAUGAAGCCCCACGUGGUGGGGCUGCCCCCAGCCCUCAUUAAACUGAGCGAGUGGACACUGUGA